AUGGCUGGCGUCCUUGGACCCUGGGUCCGCCUGGAAGGCAUAUCCAUCUCCCAGCUGCCCGCGGGAGGCAAAGGCAUCCCACUCGGCACCGCGGACCCCACACCAACUUCACCGCAAGAGGCUCGGCCCAGUGCACCUCCCCCUCUAUCCCUACAGUCUUUCGUCCAGCAGGUCCUCUCCGAAUCCCUGCCCUUCAUUGACAAUGUCGCGCCGAAAUACAGCACCAGCACCAGCACCGGCACCAGCACCGGCACCGAAAACCCCUCCUCGCUAUGGAGGCCCAAGGGCGCCCCGAGAACUUACGACGCUAGCGCCGCGCCUGUGCACGUCUACGAGCGCGUCGUGUCGCGCAGGGAACUCGACGACGUAGAGGGCAUUUCAAAGCUGACGACUGAUCGGAAGGACGAGACGUGGUUCUGCCGGCGCAGCUGCCACCGCGACGCCGCGGAGCCAGGGACUGCGAGCUGGGCUGAGUUCGUGCACGCGUUCAAGGAGUACCACGCUGAGAGCGAGCAAGCUUUCACGCCUACUAUCAUUGGGCACCGGCGUGCUCUGAGCUGGGAUUUUAAUGGGGUAGAUGUUGAGGCCGCGGGCGAAAGGUGGACAGAUGUGACGGUGGUGGUGGAAGAGAUGACGCACAGGAUCGAUCCGAAGCCGUUAAAGAACCGGACGUUUCCCGUGCUGCAGCUUUGUGCGAGUUUAGCUGGGACGCGGGAGUUUGUGGUCGCCUCAAUACCGAUCCACGAUUUCCAUAAGAGCCCGUAUGCGGAGUACGCGAGGGAUAGCAGUCUGGUGGUAGCGAGGUAUGCAGCAGUUGAGAGGAUCAGGGUACUGCCUGGGGAGCAGGGGGAGGAGAUUGAGUGGAUUAUGGGCACGGCAAGUGAUGCUGGGGGUGUGCUGCCGCAGUGGUUGCAGAACCUGGCUGUACCUGGAGCCGUGGCAAAGGAUGUGGACAUGUUUUUGAGGUGGAUCCAGAGUCAGAGGAAGUGA
Molecule: messenger RNA, 990 nt
Organism: Drepanopeziza brunnea f. sp. 'multigermtubi' MB_m1
Lineage: Eukaryota; Fungi; Ascomycota; Leotiomycetes; Helotiales; Drepanopezizaceae
Source: RefSeq, a predicted model, not a curated record